UGUAGGUGGAGGUUCACUUCCGUGAAAUAUCUCAAGGUUUUCCACAUCCAGUUCCGGCACCUCACCUUCAGCUGGCCCUUGCGUCCGUUGUCAGCCCAAGUACAGGAAUUGCAGACGUCAGGGAAUUUAAAAUUAGGGGCUCAAGUCCCCCUGAGGAAUCUUCAACGCAGAACCUUCCCUACGGAAGGUGAAAAGAUUUUGGCGUCGUGGUUUUGGGACCGUUUUAGAGGGCGGUGAGCGGACCAUUCCAAAUAAAGAACCACAGCUGCCUGACAUCACAUGGACUUGUGAUUGAAAGAGGCUUGGGAUGUCGCUAUUUGGAAUACACAUUGGAAAGAAAAAGUUUAAAGAGCAAGAGAGGCAUUUACAAGCAAACAACCGGGAAUUCAAUGAGAAAUUUGAAUAUGCGUCCAAUUCCAUCAAGACGUCAAAGUAUAACAUCGUCACCUUCUUGCCUCUCAACCUGUUUGAACAGUUUCGGAGAUUAGCAAAUGCCUAUUUCCUGGUUUUGCUGGUCUUACAGUUAAUUCCUCAGAUUUCGUCAUUGGUUUGGUACACCACCGUGAUCCCCUUAGUCCUGGUGCUGUCCAUAUCAGGAGUGAAGGAUGCAAUCGAUGACCUUAACCGACACAAAAGUGACAACCACGUUAACAAUCGACCUGUGCAGGUGCUGGUAAACGGAAUGUUGAAGGAGGACAUAUGGAUGAAUGUCCAAGUGGGAGAUAUCAUAAAACUAGAAAAAGACCAUUUCGUCACGGCCGAUGUGUUGCUGCUCUCGAGCAGCGAGCCUCACAGCCUGGCCUACAUUGAGACGGCGGAGCUGGAUGGGGAAACAAAUUUGAAAGUGAAACAGGCACUCACUGUCACCAGCGAGAUGGGAGACAACCUCGAGAGACUGGCUGCCUUUGAUGGCGAGGUGCGGUGUGAACCACCCAACAACAAGCUGGAUAAGUUCACCGGGACUCUGGUUCACAGGGAAGAGAAGCACGCCUUGGAUAAUGAGAAAAUGCUGCUGAGGGGCUGCACUAUUCGCAACACCGAGUGGUGCUAUGGUCUGGUCAUCUUUGCCGUUUCUGUGCUUGCCCUAGGGCCAGACACCAAAUUAAUGCAGAACAGCGGGAAGGCCACGUUUAAACGGACAAGCAUAGAUCACCUCAUGAAUGUCCUUGUGUUUUCGAUUUUUCUGUUUCUGGGGGCCAUGUGUUUAAUCCUGGCUAUAGGGAAUGGUAUUUGGGAGAAGAGACGAGGCUUCUACUUCCAGAUCUAUCUGCCCUGGGCGGAAGGAGUCAACUCAGCUACCCUCUCAGCAGUCCUCAUAUUCUGGUCAUAUGUCAUCAUUCUGAAUACCGUGGUACCUAUCUCACUGUAUGUCAGUGUAGAGAUCAUCCGACUGGGCAACAGCUUCUACAUUGAUUGGGACCGCAAAAUGUAUUAUUCGGUGAACAACACGCCAGCCCAGGCCCGCACUACCACUCUGAAUGAAGAGCUGGGCCAGAUCAAAUAUGUGUUUUCGGAUAAAACAGGAACCCUCACUCAGAACAUCAUGGCUUUCAACAAGUGUUCAAUCAACGGAAAAUCAUACGGUGAUGUCUACGACCUGCUUGGACAGAGACUUGAGGUCAACGAGGCAACAGAAACUGUGGAUUUCUCCUACAACGAGCUGGCCGACCCCAAGUUCGCAUUUUACGAUCACAGUUUGGUAGAAGCCGUGAAACUCGGAGACGGUGCCGUCCACCAGUUUUUCCUCUCCCUCUCCCUCUGCCAUACGGUCAUGUCAGAAGAGAAAAAGGAAGGAAACCUGGUGUACCAAGCCCAAUCUCCAGACGAAGGAGCCCUUGUAACUGCAGCCAGAAACUUCGGGUUUGUUUUCCGUUCCCGCACUCCCGAAACGAUCACGGUGGUGGAAAUGGGGAAAACCAGAGUCUACCAACUUCUCGCGAUCCUGGAUUUCACCAAUGUGCGCAAAAGGAUGUCUGUGAUCGUGCGGGAUCCUGAAGGCAAAUUGAUGCUAUUCUGCAAGGGGGCUGACACCAUCAUCUACACGCUACUGGACAGUUCUUCGGAGGCCCUGAAGGACGUGACCAUGGAGCACCUGAAUGAGUUCGCUGGGGAAGGUUUGCGCACCCUUGUCGUGGCCUGCAGGCAGCUGGAUGAAUCGUACUUCGGCACCUGGAUCAAGCGUCACCAUGAAGCCAGCACUGCCCUGGAGGAACGCGAGGAAAAGUUAUCGAUGCUAUACCAAGAGAUCGAAAGCAACCUAUUGUUAUUAGGAGCCACCGCCAUUGAAGACAAACUACAGGACGGAGUGCCGGAGACCAUCGCCACCCUGACCCGAGCCAAGAUUAAUGUGUGGGUCCUCACAGGUGAUAAGCAAGAGACGGCCAUGAACAUUGGCUACUCCUGCAACAUGCUGGACGACGACAUGGACCAAGUGUUCGUCAUCGAAGGGCAAGACUCCGAAGCCGUGCUGAAGGAGCUCAGAGAAGCCAGGAAAGAGAUGAGACCGGAAUCCUUUCUGGACACCGACCCCGUUAACAUUCAGAUUUCCCGGCCUUCCAAGGAAAGCCUCGUCCUGCCUGAAGAGAGUGCCGGCGGGAACUUCGGCAUGGUCAUCAAUGGACACAGUUUGGCAUUCGCCCUGGAAGCGAAGCUGGAGCUGGAGUUGCUCCGAGCGGCCUGCAUGUGCAAGGCAGUCAUCUGCUGCCGCGUGACCCCGCUGCAGAAGGCGCAGGUGGUGGAACUGGUGAAGAAGCACAAGAAUGCGGUGACGCUGGCUAUCGGGGACGGGGCCAAUGACGUCAGCAUGAUUAAGACGGCCCACAUCGGGGUGGGGAUCAGCGGCCAGGAGGGGAUGCAGGCUGUGCUUUCCAGCGACUUCUCCUUCGCCCAGUUUCGGUUUCUCCAGCGACUGCUUUUGGUCCACGGCCGCUGGUCUUACAUCCGCAUGUGCAAGUUCCUCAGCUAUUUCUUCUACAAGAACUUCGCCUUCACGCUGGUCCACUUCUGGUACGGCUUCUUCUCCGGCUUCUCGGCCCAGACCGUGUACGACGAGUGGUUCAUUACUCUGUACAACCUUGUCUACACCUCCCUCCCUGUGUUGGGAAUGAGCCUCUUCGAUCAGGACGUGAAUGAUUACUGGAGCCUGUGCUUCCCAGAGCUGUACGAGCCGGGCCAGCACAAUCUCUACUUCAACAAGCGGGAGUUCAUCAAGUGCGUGGUGCACGGCAUCUACAGCUCCCUCAUCCUCUUCUUCGUGCCCUUUGGGACGGUCUUCAACUCAGUGCGGAGUGACGGCAAGACCGCUUCGGACUAUCAGUCCUUCGCGCUGAUGGCCCAGACGUCCCUGCUCAUGGUGGUCUCCGUCCAGAUUGGCCUGGACACGGCCUACUGGACGGCGGUGAACCAGUUCUUCAUCUGGGGUAGCCUGGCGGUCUACUUCGCCAUCACUUUCACCAUGUACAGUGACGGCAUGUACCUCAUCUUCACCAGCUCCUUCCGUUUCAUCGGGACGGCUCGAAACACGCUGAACCAGCCGGAAGUGUGGCUGGCCAUCUUCCUCAGCGUCAUCCUCUGCAUGCUACCCAUCGCCGGAUACAGGUUCCUCAAGGCCGAACUCAAGCCCACAACCAAUGACAAGAUCCUGCGGAAGAUCCGCGAGUCCAUGAAGAGGCCGCUGCCGCCCCCUCCCAAGGCCCGGCUGAGGCGGACCAUCUCGCGGCGGUCCGGCUACGCCUUCUCCCACCAGCACGGCUUCGGCGCGCUCAUCACCUCAGGGAGGAACAUGCGAGCCAAGUCUCCUUUCUCCGCGACGGGAACCUACUCCCCCCAACAAAUGAGACUCGGAGACCCGCCCCGCCCGGUUCAGGCGGCCGCGGAGCGGCCGCCACUUUGGUUCUCCCCGUUUUUUCCAGGCCGCGAUUCCUCUCCCACUCCAGUUCCUUCCCAGACGAUCCAGCCGUCCUAAGCUCAGGUACCCGCGGCCCCGUCAGCGGCAGGGGCCCGGCCGCUCGGCUUCCCGGGCCCUCUUCGUUACAUACCUCAGUGUGAGCCCAGAGACGGUAAGGGGGCAUGGGCCCCGGACGGUUUUCUGGCUAGUCGGCAUUUCGGCAGCAGCUAGAACGCCUCCAACGCUUCCGAUCGUCCCGAGCCUUGGAUCCUUAGCGCCGAGGGGCUUGGACGGGUCCGGGCUCUCGAGAUACACUACGAUGGACUCCAGAAACGCUAAUUCUCCCGGCUCGGGGAAGGGCCCGACUUUCGCGCUUCCCAGGCCGCUUUCGGUACUCCCGUCGACCGCGGCGAGCCCGACGCUCCAAUCCGGCCGGCGGGUAUCAGGGAUGAGGCCGAGGAACGCUCUCCUUGCUUUCCGACGGAGGAUUUCCCGCCUUCUUUCCAGCUUAACGAGUCUUACUCUGGGUUUCAGGGGACUCUCUUCUAACGGAGAUGAAAACCGUUGCCAAACCUUUUAUCGACGUUCUCUAGGACGCCCAUACGUGCGUGGGUGUGCACGCACACCCACACACGCAGGCUCAGUCAGGAUUGUAAAUCCACUCACUUGAGAUCCAAGAUGAGAGGGGCAGCCGGGAUUGUCAAUCCACUCGGUAGCUCCCCUCGCUUGAGAUCCAGGAUCAGAGAGGCAGUGAGAUCCCAAGGGACUAUUGAAGUUAGAGGGUGACAGGAUCCUCGGGCUAAAUUGAAAGCCACAACGACGCGAGUACACUACACGGGGGAAAGAGAGAGCCGAAGAAAAUCUGGGGGAUCGAUUCUGUCCAGUGGACACAUGCUCCAGAAAGCGAGGCGGAGAUACUGCCCAUGGUGGAAUCGGUAGGUGGGUCUUGGAUUUACCCCCAAAAAGGGGACCGUAUCCCCGGCGUCCCUGUUGCCUACCGGUCCCUGGGACAUUUCUCCCCCCGACCUCUUCCCGUUAACCCCAAGGCCAUAGCCCAGGGGAGUUGGGGCGGUUAAGGGGCAAAGUUGAGAGAGGGGGAGAAGGGGUG
Messenger RNA from Tachyglossus aculeatus (Australian echidna), 4994 nucleotides. RefSeq names its product phospholipid-transporting ATPase FetA-like. The record is from RefSeq and is a predicted model, not a curated record. Lineage: Eukaryota; Metazoa; Chordata; Mammalia; Monotremata; Tachyglossidae. The transcript has 29 exons. Gene Ontology annotation, molecular function: ATP binding; ATPase-coupled intramembrane lipid carrier activity; magnesium ion binding. Gene Ontology annotation, biological process: Golgi organization; phospholipid translocation. Gene Ontology annotation, cellular component: plasma membrane. The coding region runs from base 308 to 3964 and encodes 1218 amino acids.